AUGCAUAAGCGAACGCUUAUGCAAAAAAUUGGCAUUGCAGGUGAUAAUGACAUAUCAACCAGCAACAAAAACAAUACUGCGCCAGAAGUUCCUGCAUGCUCUUUACCAUUGUUACAAAUAUGGCCUAGUCAAGAUUCGCCUCGAGGAGAAGCAGAUGGGCAUAGCUUUAUAUUUCCACCAUGUGAAGGAUCCUCACCGAAUCAGUGUUAUGAUAUAGGAAUCCAACAUGACUCUGGAAUUGAUUCUGUGCAGGCAUCACCAUCUCCUGGUGCCAUAGCACAAUGUAUUAUAAACCCGCCAACGACCAACACAUUAACAUCGCCAACUUCCAGUAACACACGUAAACACAGUCUUUCAUCACCGACAGCAUCAAAUAUACGUCGGUCCAGUAAUACACUGUUACAUCCAGAUCAUGCAAGACUGUUACGAAUACAACAACAAUUACAGCCAACAUCACCAGAUUAUAAUACAUCCACGGAAGAUUUGUCGGACUUCCAUACAAGUCUUGGAUUGUCCACAUCGUCAAGUACAACAUCAUCCCUUACAUCUGUAGCAGCAACAUCUGUUGCAGUUAUUGGUGGCUCAACACGUUCAACAAAUGAUUACGAUCAUCGAAAAAGUUCAAUAAUGACCACAAGAUAUUCAUUAUUUGAUGCUUUAGACUUAGAAUAUGCCUUAUUACGAGCGGCAGCUAGAGGAAGUGUUGGUUCUUAUUCGUUGGGUGAAUCAUUACAUAAAUUAUCAUUUACACAAAGUCUAGCAUUUCCAGCAUUGGCCAGAAGUUUUGCUGGUAAACGACGUGUAUCUGCACAAAGUCAAAUUAAUCGCCCGUUAAAUCCAAAUGAAAGUGGGUUGAAUACAUUUGCGAAAAUUGUAACAGCGUUGGUUUUAGUAUUGGUGAGUGUACUAGUUUUCGGUGUGGUUUAUAAAUUUGUAAGGACGUGAGGGUUACUUUUAACACCAAACAAUUCACCGCAUGGUUUAAUACCAAGUGUAGCAUCAUCAGCAGGUAGGGCAGCUCCAUUAUCAUCUCCACCAGUAGCUGGAACAGCCGCACAUCUAGUGGCAAAAAAAA
Messenger RNA from Chrysoperla carnea, 1075 nucleotides. RefSeq lists its product as uncharacterized. The record is from RefSeq and is a predicted model, not a curated record. The transcript is spliced from 3 exons. The coding region runs from base 1 to 945 and encodes 314 amino acids. Lineage: Eukaryota; Metazoa; Arthropoda; Insecta; Neuroptera; Chrysopidae.